This is a messenger RNA of Amphiprion ocellaris (clown anemonefish), 1510 nucleotides long. It is a transcript of the gene ppcdc, whose product is annotated as phosphopantothenoylcysteine decarboxylase. The record is from RefSeq and is a predicted model, not a curated record. The coding region runs from base 90 to 716 and encodes 208 amino acids. NCBI's taxonomy places the organism in Eukaryota, Metazoa, Chordata, Actinopteri, Pomacentridae. The transcript is spliced from 5 exons. Gene Ontology annotation, cellular component: phosphopantothenoylcysteine decarboxylase complex. Gene Ontology annotation, biological process: coenzyme A biosynthetic process. Gene Ontology annotation, molecular function: FMN binding; phosphopantothenoylcysteine decarboxylase activity.
CUGGUGGCGAAUAUUUACGGAAGGGGGAGAAAUUCACAGGAAGACGGUACGACAGCGGUUUGCAGACCUCCGCUUGGUGGUAUGCGAACAUGCAGGCAGACGAUCACGUUUCAUGUCUGAAAGCGGAUUUAUUGGAAUCUUCCGGGACAUUUCGUGUUCUUGUCGGAGUAACAGGAAGCGUCGCAGCCUUGAAACUGCCUCUUUUGGUCUCGCAGCUUCUUCAGCUCCCAGGGGUGGAUGUACGAGUGGUAACUACAGAGCACGCCAAGCACUUCUACAAUGCAGCAGAGGUCUCCGUAAAGAUCUACACUGACAAGGAUGAGUGGGAGCUGUGGACAAGGAGAUCUGACCCUGUGCUACACAUUGAGCUAAGGCGCUGGGCAGACCUACUUGUCAUUGCCCCCCUUGAUGCCAACACUCUUGGAAAGAUUGCUAGUGGCAUUUGUGACAAUCUGCUGACAUGCGUGGUAAGAGCCUGGGAUACCAGCCGUCCUCUCCUCUUCUGCCCUGCUAUGAAUACAGCUAUGUGGCUGCAUCCUAUUACAGCCCAGCAGGUGUCCAAGCUGAAAGAGUUUGGAUACGUGGAAAUCCCCUGCAUUGCCAAGAAGCUUGUGUGUGGAGAUGAAGGUAAAGGUGCCAUGGCGGAGGUGUCGACUAUUGUCAGCACUGUAAAGCAGUACCUGCAGAAACCAGAUGAGUCAUCUCAGAAAACAUGAACGUCACGUCAUAUUGUGGAUUCCAGCUGACGCCAAAGACAAAUACAAGACAAGCAUAAUCUCUUGCCUUCAAAUUUAUGUCGGGACUUUCAAGAUCCUACACACCCAUGCUAAACUCUCACAGCUGCUUUCACCUGUUUCAUCUGAGAAGUCCUCUUUUUAGGAUAGUGUUGUUGAUGUGUAUAGAAAUUGGCAUCUGCCAGUCUCAUCUGUUAUUCCUGUUGCACCUGUUAGGGCAGGGCACAUUUAAUGUUUGUAUUAGGACAUGGACAAUGAAAGUCUUGUGUAGUUUCUUGCAUAGACUUAUGAAACUGCAACAUCUGGAGCAGGCUCACUCCUGGGGUGGUUUUUAAUAUCACCUAUUCAUUAUGGAUUGAUGAGCUGUUGACGAGAGAUUUACUAUCAGAUAAUAAUUGCAAUUUAAACUGCCCAACUUUAGUAGCACUUUAUUAAUCCUGUAGCAUAGCAUAGCAUAGCAUACAUGGAAAGAAUGAAAAAUGCUGUUCAUGCCUUAACAGUUUUCUGUCUACAGAAAUAUGUGUGUGUACAGUCUGUUAUCCUUUGCGCUGACGGUUCUAACAGCAUUGUACACCUUUUCCUUGUUCUUUUCUUUGAAGGUAGUUGGCAGAGAAAUGGUGUAUCACUGCCAGCCUCUUGAAAAGAGUGAUGUUGACUGGACAGUGACAAACCUGUUUAAUUAUAUGCUCCACUUGGCCUUCAAAGGCAUCCUCUGGCUUUCUCUGUUAUUGUUUAUGUUGUCUUUAUUAUUAGCUCAAUAAACAAUACAGAUGUUG